Messenger RNA from Porites evermanni, 424 nucleotides. The record is from the annotation of a GenBank genome assembly. Lineage: Eukaryota; Metazoa; Cnidaria; Anthozoa; Scleractinia; Poritidae.
AUGGAGGACAACGUCGAGAAGAUGAAUUUGGCCUUCAAGCAAAUUUUUGAGUUCUUUAAACCUGAAAAUUUGAAAGAUUCUCAGCGAGAGACACUGCAAAACCAAGUUAAAGGUCAAGAUGUGUUCAUUAGUCAAUCAACGGGGUCUGGAAAAUCAUUGAUUUUUCAGGCUGCACUAAUUGUCUUUAACACAGUAAGACCUUUGUCAAGUGUGAAGUCGAUCCAACUUGUGAUUUCUCCCUAGACCUAUUAUGCAAGACCAAGUGUGGUACCUUAGGUCUGUGGGAAUCAAGGCCAAGUUUAAUGGGGACGAACAGGAAAGCAGAGGCCAAUCAACAGGUGGAACGUGGGGACUGCAAAAUUGUGUAUGGCUCACCCGAGGCAUUUUUAUCUACCAAAAGAUGUUAGGCAAUGCUCAGCAAUGA